Messenger RNA from Vespa crabro (European hornet), 4672 nucleotides. Its product is annotated as pikachurin. Bases 1892 to 4615 code for a protein of 907 amino acids. Gene Ontology annotation, molecular function: calcium ion binding. The transcript has 15 exons. Lineage: Eukaryota; Metazoa; Arthropoda; Insecta; Hymenoptera; Vespidae. The record is from RefSeq and is a predicted model, not a curated record.
GAGAGAGAGAGAGAAAGAGAGAGAGAAAUAGAAAUAGUGAGUAGGUGGAGAAUCAAGGGAAAAUAUCUCGUAGAUGCCGUGCUCUGAAAACAACAAAAAAGAAAAAGUAAAAAAAAAUGGAAAAACGGGGAUGGGGAGGAAAAAGAAGGAGAAAAACUGUUAUAGUCAAAGCACGUGAAAGGCGUGCUUAUCAAAGUAUUAAAUAGUUCUCUUUCUCUAUCUAUAUUUUAUUUCUCUAUACAGGUUAAAGCCAAGUCUAUAUGGAUUUUUCCCGAGCAAAUUCUUAUCGAUGAAGAAAGAAGGAAAAAAGGAAAGAAAGAAAGAAAGAAAGAAAGAAAGAAAGAAAGACAAAAGGAAACUAGUACGUUAAAGAAGAAGAAGAAGAAGAAAAAAAAGUGCGUAAACCGAUAAAGGCUUAUCGAGAGAAGAGUGUCGAGAAAUCGUAGAACGAGAGAGAAAGAGAGAGAGAGAGAGGGGGGACUUCCGUCCAGGGAAUUCUCACCCCUACCUGAUUGGAUAGCCUGGAGAGAAGGUCGUUUUCGGGGGUAGUAUAAUAAACGCAGGGCAAAAGAAAUAUGGCGACCGAUCGAAGGCGACGGUGGUGGUGGUCGGAGACGGCGGUGGUGGUAGUGGUGGCGGUGGUGGUGGUGGCGGCAGCGGCGGCGGCGGCGAUGGCGGUGGUGGUAGUAGUAGUAGUGGUGGUGCUCGUGACGCAUUCCACACGGCGUCUUUCAGCGUCCCUCGGCGGCGCCACCGUCAACCAACCCCCGCAGUUCGAUUGGAAGCACCGGCCGGCGUCGGCGGAAGCCGCGUUGCUCUCUCACGUUACGAUCGUCGUUCAUUCGUGCCCUCUCUCUCUCUUUCUCUCAGACAUACACAUACACAUACACACAUAUACACAUAUACAUACACUUACACGCACACGCACACACACAUACACACACACUGUUAUACACGGAUUCACUUUUACUCGCUACAUCUAUAUAUUUUUCUCUGUCUAUCUCUCUCUCUCUCUCUAUCUUUCUCUCUCUCUCUCUCUCUCUCUCUCUCUCUCUUUCUCCCUCUAACUUAUAGUGUUACUCUUCUUACCGGAGUCACGAGAAAGUCAUCGCGUCGUUUAAAGAGUUUCGAUCGACGUUACACGGUUUCCCUUCGAGACACUCGACCCUAGUGACUGAAAGCAACGAAAGAGAUAGAUAGAGAGAGAGAGAGAGAAAGGAGAAGGAGAGAGAAAGGGAAGAAAAACAAGGAAGGAAAGAAAGAAAGAAAAAAAGAAGAAGAAGAAGAAAGAGAAGGAAAAGAAAGAAAUAAAUAAAGGAAGGCAGGAAGGAAGAAAGGACGGAAAAGGAAGGAAGGAAGGAAGGAAGGAAGGAAGGAAGGAAGGGAAGGUGUCCUAUUAACUGACACGUGUGCUGUGUAUUUGUGUAUACGUGUUUUUUUUUUUUUAUAUCUCUGUGUGUGUUUUCCAAUUCUCUCUCUCUCUCUCUCUCUUUCUCUCUCUCUCUCCUUCUCUGUCCAUCUAUCUAUCUGUCUAUUUGUGUUUUCCUGGACGUCUAUUUUACACUGAAGAAGAAGAAGAAGAAGAAGAAGAGGAGGAGGAAGAGAUCGGACAAGAGUCACGGUUACGAAGGUGCAAAAGAGAAGGAAGAAGAGGAAGAAGAAAAGAAACGAAGGGUGGCGAAGUGAGAGAGAAAGAGAGAAAGAGAGAGAGAGAGAGUGAGAGCGAGCUAGGAGAGGAGAAAGGAAAAAAGUUUUCUGAAGCGUUCGCGAACGCCUCUCUUCUUUUCAGUGUGUUUAAAACCGUCUCGACGAGCUUACGGUCGAAUAAAAAGAGAACGAAGGAACGAUCGAUCCAAAGAAAGAAAGGGCCGUGCAUGUUUAACUGUGGACUAUGGCAAGGAUCCGUAGUCGCCAGACUAUCAUGAUUCUCGGUUAUCUCGCGAUCGGCGUAGUCCUCGCGCAGAAUCCUGUUGAGGAGAAGACAACCUUCGAGGCUGCUUUUCAAGGAAGAUGCGGGCAUAGAUCUCCCUGCGAGCAUCUUUGCUACGAACUUCACGACGGAAUGUAUGAAUGUGACUGCAGGGACGGCUACAUACUUCAUAAGAAUGGAUAUAGUUGUGCCGAACUCAAUGCGACGUCACCGUCUACCAGCGAAUUCGGAGAACUCGUCGACGACAUGGAAAGAGACGAAUUGAACUUGGAAACGGAGGAGGACGAAGAUGCGGUCGAAGAUAUUCUUUAUAUGCGUGGUGCAUCGUUCACGAUACAUUUGGACCAACCGAACGAGAACUCGACGACAAAUGGAACAAAAGUGAACGGACAAUUCAAUGGGACAUCUGAAAUCCCGGACUCCGGUCUUUCUACCGUUUCUCCUCAGGUACCAAGCACGAUGCGGAAGUCAUCAAUGAGCGAGCUAGGUGAUAGCAGCACUAUAGCAAGUACCGAAGCAACCUGUACCUUGGAUUGUGGACCUGGUAAUUGUUUCAUCGAGCCGUCCCUCGAUGAAGAUAUUCUGGCGGUAUUAGUUACCGAGAGAAAUGGAAGCAACGAGGAUGGAUCAAUGACUAUGGAUCUCGAGGGCAACAGCGUAGCUUUUAGACAGCAGAAGGAAGGCAACUCCUUCAGGCAGAGGUGUCAAUGCCCUCUUGGUAGAGGCGGCGAUCGAUGUCAGCUUGAAGUCGAAGUGAGAUCACCGAGAUUUACGGGGUCAGGCUGGUUGGCAUUUCCAGCGCUAAGGGCGGCUUACAAGCACGUACAAUUAGAGUUAGAAUUUCGACCGGAAGCAUGGGACGGUGUACUGCUUCUUGCCGGCGAACGAGACGAUCUUCAGGGUGAUUUUAUGGCCCUUAUAUUGCAUCAUGGUUUUAUCGAAUUCAGGUUCGAUUGCGGAAGUGGCGCGGGUACCGUGAGAAGCACGCAAACGGUGAAGCUCAACGAGUGGAACACUUUGAGCGUCUAUCGGCAUCGUUGGGACGCCUGGAUACAGCUGAAUCAGGAAAAGCGUGUGCAAGGAAGAUCGGAGGGCUUAUUUUCGAGGAUUACCUUCCGCGAGCCCCUCUUCGUUGGUGGACCGGGAAAUACGAGCGGCCUCGAGAGGCUUCCAGUGAGAACUGGAUUCAAAGGUUGCAUCCGACAUUUGGAGGCGAACGAGCACCGUUACCGUUUCCCCUUGGCACCCCAGGGCGACGCAGCCAAUGGUUUCGACGUUGAGGAAUGUACGGCGGAUAGGUGCAGCAAAGUGCCAUGCGCCCAUGGUGGAAAAUGUCUGACAACCGGUGGUGACACUGCAGUGUGUCUCUGUCCCCUUGGAUACACCGGUGAUCUCUGUGAGACUAGAGUAGACCUUCAGGUACCAUCGUUUAAUGGGUCAUCCUAUUUACGUUAUCCAGGAUUAGGUGAUGCUUCACUCUCCUGGUUAGAAUUAUCCGUGACCUUAAAGCCUACGGCUCCCGACGGUGUUAUCAUUUACAAUGGGCAUCACAGUGAUGCUUCCGGUGAUUUUAUCGCCCUUUAUCUUUCUUCGGGAUACGUACAUUUCACCUUCGAUUUAGGAACUGGAGCAGCAAGCUUAAGAACCGACAACCCAGUUCAUUUAGGAGAAUGGUUAGAAAUCAAAGUAUCAAGGACCGGUCGUUUGGCAUCUCUCAAAGUCGAGGACGAUCCAAUUCGAGAGAUUUUGGCACCAGGCGCAUACACGCAAUUAUUUUUACCAUUGAAUCUUUAUCUCGGUGGUGCACCAUCGCCCGAUCUCUAUUCGCUCAAACUUAAAACAACGAGCAGCUUCGUCGGUUGCAUUCAAAGCGUCAUUCUUAAUCGACGUGAGAUCGGUAUCUUGGCUGAGGCCUUGGGUGGUAUGAACGUUGGAAAUUGUGGUCACGCUUGCGAGGCCAGGCCUUGCGGAGACGCUGAAUGUCGACCUCUGCGAGAUCGAUUCACUUGUCGAUGUCAUACCGGUGUACCCCAUCCAUGCCCAGCUUUGGAUGAUUAUACGUUGUUAACGUCGAUGCGUGGUAAUAACGUCAACGUACCACCACCGACGAUAUUUAAAAAUUCUGUGCCUAGUUUUACUGGAAGCGAAAGUUAUCUUCAUUAUAAUGACGCUGAUACUAUGAAGAGGAUAAUAAGCUACAGAGUGGACAUUAAUAUGAGAUUCCGAGCUAGCAGUAGUAGCGGGUUGUUACUUUGGAGCGGUCGACAUUCGGAUCCUCAGGAACAAAAGGACGAAAACGACGAUUUCCUUGCUCUUGGCUUGAAUCAGGGUUAUCUGACAUUGGCGUAUAACCUUGGCUCGGGUGAAGCCAUCUUGAGAUACAAUCUUACAAGGUUGGACGACGAUUUGUGGCAUCGCAUUAGAGCUGUCAGAAACGAGCAAUGGGCGUCGCUCGUAGUGGACAGUGGUACGGGUGUAUCGGCAUCGUCGCCAGGUCAAUUGAGACAAUUAAACACGGACACAGGAUUAUACGUUGGUGGUGCGCCAGAUAUCAUAAAGACAACAGGUGGAAGAUACACAAAAGGUAUCGUAGGAUGUAUCAGCGAUCUGAUAUUAGAUUCGGAUUUGUCGGUACCAUUGUCGUCACCUGGACAAGCGACCAAUACGCACUCGUGUAUUCCUUGAAAAAGAACCAUGCCGUUCACCUUCGAAAUGGUAGGGCCUUUCGUAGACUAUAUCUAG